GGAUUUGGUGGUAAUUUUAGUGGUGGUGGAUUGAGUGGUAGAAGAUUUGUGAUGUUGGUGCCGGUACUUCUAAGGUGCCCUCAUGUGCUUGUGAGUGCACCACUUGCAAGGACAAAAUGGAUAAUUUGAUUAGAAAGGUGGAGGAAUUGGUGCAGGCCCAAGAAGCCACAAACACUUCUAUGCAGAGGUUGAUAUCCAAGAGGGGUAUCAAUCCAUCAAAGAAUCUUUCCUCACCUUAUACUCCUGUUCAUGUUCGGAGGAGGGGCAAAGCAAUUGCCAAGGCACUUGCAUCAGUUAGAUCAAGAAGAUCUGUUGCUACUCCCAGUAAGUCAAUUGAGACUCCUCUUCUUGAUGUUGGGCCAAAAGUGCUAAAGAAGGUGGACAUUUUCAAGCCUGUACAUGCCCAAAGAAAGAAAAAGGUUGAGACUGCAAUCAAGUCCAAAAAGAGUGGGAGAACCAUGUACUCAAUGCAUGAAUUUGGAGCAGCAGACUUCAAGGCUUUGACAAGCAUGGAAAUUUGGUGGGAGGAUUGGUAUGUAGAUGAAGUCCUGCUUCUAAUGCGUAUGAGGCAAAUCAAUUUCCCUGAGUACUAUGAUUCCACUGACAUAAUCCUGGACCUCAACUUUUACAACAACAUGUCCAAGAGGUACGCAGAAUUGACAAAAGAGAGUACAGUUCCAAAUGCCGUGCCUCUGAAGGUUAGACUUGCUGAAUUCAAGUGGGAUGAUGAUAUGGUCGAUUAUUGUAGGGGUGUUAGACCCUACCCGGGUGGCUGCUCGUGGGCUGGUGCAAAGAGGGUUUUAACAGUGAUGAAUAUUAAUGUCACACAUUUUGUCACUCUCGAGUUCAUGAUUGAAGAGGGAGUGGUAAAUGUGUAUGACUGCAACGUUCCUGUCUAUGAAGAAUCUGAUUUCUUUUGUUUCAUGGAGCCGGUAAUGGAAUUGUGGCCCAAGUUAUUGCAACAGAGUGGAAUGUUCGCACACUUGCCUGCAAAGUUACUCAAUGAAUCGUGGGAAUUCAAUAGGCUACAGAAUCUGCCCCGCAAUGUCACUAGUAAGGCAUGUGGUUCGUGGUCAAUUGCUUUUAUAGAGGCUUUGCUUACUGGCACAACUGUGACAAAACCCGAAAGUCUAAUCAGCGACAACUCUGUAGGGAGGAUGCAAUGGAGAUGGGCAUUAGGUAUCAUUGAAAAGGUGUUGGAGCCCUAAGAUGGGUUGAUAAACAGUUUAUUGAUUUUGCAUUUUUUGGAGCCAAAAUGUGGCCUG
Messenger RNA from Lycium ferocissimum, 1265 nucleotides. RefSeq lists its product as uncharacterized. The transcript has 2 exons. The coding region runs from base 117 to 1208 and encodes 363 amino acids. The record is from RefSeq and is a predicted model, not a curated record. NCBI's taxonomy places the organism in Eukaryota, Viridiplantae, Streptophyta, Magnoliopsida, Solanales, Solanaceae. Gene Ontology annotation, biological process: proteolysis. Gene Ontology annotation, molecular function: cysteine-type peptidase activity.